UUAAUCCUAGUACCUUAUCUUCUCAAAUUGACAAUUUCUUUGGAAAACAAAUAUCUUCUCUUCAAAAACUUUCAAACUAGCAACUUAACUAGGAGAACCAAGGUGAUUAAGCUGAGAAUCCAUGGCUUCCACUUCGACAUCAUCAAUAUCUCUGCACAGCAAUAACCCAAGAAAAAGCUUUUCAUCUUCAUCAUCAACACCUACAAUAAAACCAUUCCAAAAAAAUCUGAAAUUUCCAUUUUCAAACCCUUCAACUAAAAUGACACGUGUAAAAUCUUCUAGUACUACAAAAUACAAUGAAGUUAUUGUUGAUGAAGAAAUGGAUAGGAUAAGAAGGCUUCAAAAUGGGUCUGAUGUUCGUGGCGUAGCGUUGGAAGGCGAGAAGGGUAGGACAGUGGAUCUUACUCCUCCAGCAGUUGAAGCCAUUGGAGAAAGUUUUGGCGAGUGGGUUAUUCAUGGCUUGGAAAAGGAAAAACAGCGUGUCGUUGAAGAUGUUAGAGUCUCACUUGGUAGAGAUCCUAGAGUAUCAGGAACUUCUUUGAGUGUUGCUGUUUUUGCUGGCCUUUCUCGUGCAGGUUGUAUAGCGUUUGAUAUGGGACUAGCUACUACUCCAGCUUGUUUCAUGAGUACAUUGCUUCCUCCAUUUGCCUAUGAUGCUUCCAUAAUGAUGACGGCGUCACACCUGCCCUACACUCGAAAUGGUCUAAAAUUUUUCACAAAAAGAGGAGGGCUGACCUCGACCGAGGUGGAGGAGAUAUGUGACAAAGCAGCGCGUAAAUAUGCAAAUAGGCUUGCAAAAGUAUCGACAAUGCUUAGCACUCCACCAACAAGAGUUGAUUUCAUGAGCACUUAUGCCAAGCAUCUACGAGAAAUCAUCAAAGAGAGAGUGAACCAUCCCUUGCACUACGAUACUCCUCUCGAAGGAUUUCAGAUAAUUGUAAAUGCUGGAAAUGGAUCAGGAGGUUUCUUUACAUGGGAUGUACUAGACAAACUCGGAGCAGACACCUUUGGUUCCCUACACUUAAACCCAGAUGGAAUGUUCCCCAAUCACAUUCCCAAUCCUGAGGACAAAACUGCCAUGGCCCUUACCAGAGCCGCCGUUUUAGAAAAUUCAGCCGAUCUUGGUAUCGUUUUCGACACAGACGUAGACCGCAGUGGCGUUGUUGAUAACAAAGGCAACCCUAUCAAUGGCGACAAGCUCAUUGCACUUAUGUCUGCUAUUGUCUUAAAAGAACGUCCUGGUACUACAAUAGUUACCGAUGCUCGAACCAGCAUGGCACUUUCAAGAUUUAUUACUGAUAGAGGAGGGCAACAUUGCUUAUACCGUGUUGGUUACAGAAAUGUGAUUGAUAAAGGAGUUCAGCUUAAUAAAGAAGGUAUUGAAACCCAUCUCAUGAUGGAAACAUCUGGACAUGGUGCCCUUAAAGAGAAUUAUUUCUUGGAUGAUGGAGCUUACAUGGUGGUAAAGAUCAUUAUUGAAAUGGUACGUAUGAAACUAGGAGGAUCAGAUGAAGGAAUAGGUAUUCUCAUAGAAGAUCUGGAAGAACCUUUAGAAUCUGUACAGCUAAGAAUGAACGUAAUUUCUGAGCCAAGACAUGCCAAGGCAAGAGCAAUUGAGGCAAUUGAGAAAUUUCGAAGCUACAUUGAGGAAGGAAAACUGGAAGGAUGGGAAUUGGACGCCUGUGGAGACUGUUGGGUAAGCGAUGGCUGCCUUGUUGACUCAAACGACACUCCAGCAGCUGUUGAUGCUUAUAUGUACAGGGCUAAAGUAUCAAACAAAGAAAAUGGAGAAUACGGAUGGGUACACCUGAGGCAGAGCAUUCAUAAUCCGAACAUUGCGGUAAAUAUGCAAUCAAUGGUGGUUGGAGGAUGCCAUUUUAUGGCAAAACUUCUUAGAGACAAGUUUCUUCUGGCAAGUGGAGUGGACAAAUUCCUAGAUAUCACUCAAAUUGACAACUAUGCCAAAACUGGACUUGCAAAAUGAUUACAUGAGGCUGUAAAAUUUAUAUCACUGUUCUUUUUUUUUUUUUAUCAUAA
This is a messenger RNA of Jatropha curcas, 2037 nucleotides long. Its product is annotated as phosphoglucomutase, putative / glucose phosphomutase. NCBI's taxonomy places the organism in Eukaryota, Viridiplantae, Streptophyta, Magnoliopsida, Malpighiales, Euphorbiaceae. Gene Ontology annotation, molecular function: phosphomannomutase activity. Gene Ontology annotation, biological process: carbohydrate metabolic process. The record is from RefSeq and is a predicted model, not a curated record. Gene Ontology annotation, cellular component: chloroplast stroma.